Peronospora matthiolae is the source of this 2013-nucleotide messenger RNA. Lineage: Eukaryota; Oomycota; Peronosporomycetes; Peronosporales; Peronosporaceae. The record is from the annotation of a GenBank genome assembly.
AUGGAAAGGCGGUCAUCGAAGCACCGACGUUGUGCUGGUCAAGUCAUUGGUCUCGACUGCAGCUUUCGUGGUCACAAUCACCUUUGCGUCGUGCCUGGCAUCGCGUUGGCGAGAGAAAUGUUGCCCGAGCUGUCACCUCCUAUACUCGAGCGCUCGCUCCUCGAAAGCGGCUACACGCGCGAGAGCGGUCAAACCAACCACCAGAACACGCCCGAGUAUCCCCGGAAGAGCGACUCCAAUAGUCUCGAUAGCCAGCAUAUCAUGACCAAGUAUGAGGAGCUCAUCAAUCCGUGCGUCCUCAGUUGGAACAACCUCAGCUACGCCGUGGAAGGGAAAGCGACGGGCAAGACUUUGUCCAGCAAACAUGUUAUUCUUGACAAAGUCAGUGGCCGCAGUGCGCCUGGUGAACUUACUGCUAUCAUGGGCCCCUCUGGAUCGGGGAAGACGACGCUUGUUGACUUAUUAGCUGAUCGUAUCAGCUCUGGCCAAGUGAUGGGAACGAUCGAGUUGAACGGCCUUGAACGAGAGACCAAGAUGCUUCGGGCUGUGACGAGCUACGUGGCUCAAACUGACACGCUUCUGGGUUCGUUCACAGUCGCAGAGACCAUGAUGAUGGCGGCGAGACUUAGUCUGCCGAAUUGUGUGGUAAUGAUGGACGUCCACUCUCGAGUGGAAAGUAUCAUGGACGCUAUGGGACUCGGUGCAUGCAGCAACACUCUGGUCGGGGACAUCUUUCGCAAGGGUCUUUCAGGCGGUCAAAAGCGGCGCCUCAGUAUCGCCAUUGAGCUGCUGUCAAAUCCGAGCGUCUUGAUUCUCGACGAACCUACCAGCGGUCUCGACUCCAGCUCAGCGAACAACGUCAUGAAGUACAUUUUGAAGCUGUGCAGGGAGGGCAAGACUGUCGUAUGCACGAUCCACCAGCCGUCGUCGCUCGUUUACGACAUGUUUACGAACGUGAUUGUGCUAUCGCAAGGUCGAACAGUGUACGGCGGGUCUCGCUAUAACAUGAUUCAGCACUUUGCUUCAAUUGGAUUCUCUUGCCCGACAUACACGAACCCGGCCGAGUAUUUCAUUGGUCUCGUGAACACGGAUUUCGACGAACAUGUCGACGUACAAAAGCUUGUGCAUGCCUACGACCAGAGCCACGUGAAGAAAGAGCUGACGGAUCAACUUGUUGCAGAUCGAUCAGCUUUGCAAAACCUGCCGGACAUUGAGUUAAUGUCACCCUCAGCGCUGCGGCAGUUCAGUGUGCUCAUGUACCGCAACACGUUGAACAACAUCCGGAACCCGGGCAUCUACUGGAUCCGACUUUUCAUGUACUUUUGUCUGAGCUUCAUGGUCGGCACCAUGUACCUGAGCACGAACAACGAUCUGAGUGCAGACGACCUCGUGCCAAUGCUGUUCUACGUGCAGGCGUUCCUGGUGUUCAUGUCCGUGGCCGUCCUCCCGUUUUUCAUCGAGCAGCGGGCUGUCUUCGCUCGGGAGCGCGCCAACAGUUCGCUCAGUGUCGUGAGCUACGUGUGCGCCAACUUCUUGGCGACGUUGCCAGGUAUCUUCUUGAUUGCGGUCAUGUCGACGGCAUUGGUCGUGCUGCUCGCCGAUUUGAACGCGAUCGAGUACUUUUUGCUGAAUCUGUUCUUGUCUCUCGUGGUGGCCGAGUCCAUGAUGCACGUGAUUGGAGCUGCAGUCCCUCACUAUAUCAUUGGCAUCGCACUGGGAGCCGGUGUGUUUGGGAUGUUCAUGCUGUGCGAGGGCUUCAUGGUGCCUCGCGAGUCGAUCCCGGGCUACUGGAUCUGGGGAUACUACGUGGCGUUCCACUCGUACUCGUUCGAGUCGUUCGUGUUCAAGCAAUUUGAGCACGAGACGUCGGAUGAAGCAAAGGCGAUUUUGACGAAGUACGGCAUGGAGAACGUGGAUGUUACGAGGGACAUGUUGAUUUUGGUGGGAUACGUCGUCAUCUUCCAGAUUAUGUAUAUGGCCAUCCUGUGGAAAUUUCACACCGGGCGUUGCUGA